This is a messenger RNA of Drosophila hydei, 1846 nucleotides long. Its product is annotated as isochorismatase domain-containing protein 1. The record is from RefSeq and is a predicted model, not a curated record. Gene Ontology annotation, cellular component: cytoplasm. The coding region runs from base 95 to 724 and encodes 209 amino acids. Lineage: Eukaryota; Metazoa; Arthropoda; Insecta; Diptera; Drosophilidae. The transcript is spliced from 3 exons.
UAUCAACAGAGGGCGUUAGCUUUGCGGGAAUUUUCAAACAGAUUAAAAUAUUAAUAAAAAUUUCCAAAUUUUAAGUAUUAUUUCUCAAAGAAAUAUGUCGAAACGAUUGAUACAAUCACUUUACCGCUUGAAACCAACUAAAACGUUAUUCAUGUUGUGUGACGUACAGGAAAAAUUCAAACCAGCUAUUCCCUUGCUCGGGGCGGUAAUUGAAAACUCAAAUAAAUUGAUAGAAGCGGGUAAGCUGUUGAAUGUUCCAUUAGUGGUUACGGAGCAAUAUCCUGAAAGAUUAGGCAGCACAGUACACGAAUUGGAUGUGAAGCAUGCCUGUGGCAUCGUGCCAAAGACCAGGUUCAGCAUGAUUGUACCGGAAGUUACAAAUAUAAUGAACGAUAUUUUUAGCGAUAAGCCCGAGACGGCUGUGCUUUUUGGCAUUGAGACGCAUGUGUGCAUAGAGCAAACGGCCUUUGACCUUAUCAAUAAUAGCAUAAAUGUGUGGCUGGUCGCUGACUGCUGUGCUUCGCGUCUCAAUCAGGAUCGCGAUUUAGCACUGGCGCGGCUACGUGGCAUUGGCUGCAUAAUAGCCAGCACGGAAAGCGUGAUAUUCAAUCUGCUCUCCGAUAAGAACCACAAGUCCUUCAAGCAGAUAGCGCCGCUCUUGAAGAAAGUGUCAGCCGACGUGAAGCUUUGGCUACCCACAACGAGUGUCAAGGACAAGGAAUGAUAUGGCCAAGCGGCGUCUUUGAUGUCUAUUCAUUUACCAUUAAGGUAGUAUUUUUGUGUAGCUCAUAGAAAUUAUGAAAGAGUCGAGCAGAGAUAGGGCCUGCCUGUCCUCCGGCCAGCAUCGUCAUCUCAUAAACAUUUUGCCCAGCGGACAGCUGAAUGGAGCGUUACCUCAGCGGCGCCUUAUAAGCCAGCCAGCCAGGCAGUAGCGGUAGCCUGCAUUGACGCCAAGCCUCCUUGCUGCCAAUUUAUGCGAAGACUUUCGAGCACCCCUUGUACGACUAUACCAAGGCAGUUAAAUUUCAUGAUCCAAUCGCAACAAUCUCCGCAUGUUGUUUGCCUACGCGCCAGAGGCAACCGCUAGGUGAUGGUGACAAUGUAGCAGGCGUCUGAUUGACUCAUAACAGGCCAAGAUCCCAAUCUCAUCUGCAUGCCAGGCAGCUAGAUCGCUGUCUAGCUAGCUAGCCCCCUCCGGCUCUGUUGGCAAUUUAUUUGCCUAAGCCCUGCCAGCUGAGUGCCAGCUCGAUUGGAUCGCAAGUGAAACUGAUGGCUACGGCGCGAUGGCACGCGAUAUGCAAACAGCAUGCCCAAAGAUCUGGCCAAUUAUGCACCAGCUCGCUUAUCUAAUCCCAACAAAAUAUUAAGCUGCAGCUUAGCCAGCAACGCGGCGUGUGAGCGGCUGCAGCCACGCCAAGCUGCAGUGCAACGGUAACGUGCGUAAGCGUCGGCCAGCUUUGGCGGCUCCAGCUGUUAGCUGCCAGCUGAUAGCAGGCUGCAGCCUGUUGCCAGUCGCUGACGCAGCCAGCGGCCAUAAAUUUCCGGGCCGAGGUUCGAGACCGGUUCGCAAGCGUGGCAUAUUAAUAAAUUUUGGUUUAGCAAAACGAUAAAAAUGAUAAAUCUGCGAAAUUGCCAAACCGUGUGCAAAUGAACAGGCGAUCAGGCAAGCUUCAGCUCUACGACUCAUCGCGACUGGGAUUUAUGUGUCUGCUGCCCGGCAAGUGGUAAGUGGCAAGUGGCAACAGCAACUGCAACUGCAACUCAGCUGCUGGACUGAAUUGUAAACAAAUUUAAAGCUAAGCUAGCCGAUGUAUUUAUACGCUUAUUUCGAUUAUUUUAUUUAUGC